AAGAAGGGUGUCUUGGCUCCUAUUUUCCACUCUUAUUUUCUCCGCCCCUAAAAGGUUGAUUCCAAAUCCAUAAUUCCGCCACGCUCAACAGGAGGGUUUACUGAGUGAGCGGCGUACCAGAGGAGAGGCUUAGGCAGCGGCUACUGCUGAUUGGCAGCGAAGGGGUUCACUCCCUAUCUCCUGCUCCAGCGUAUCGGGAACAGCCAAUCAAAGAGAGGGCUGACCGUAACGACCCAAUCCUGAAGCCCGGCUGAGGACAGGGGCGGGGACAAAUGGCUCAGGUGGACUUGCGGCUGGAGCAGUCCUAGGGGAGCUUAUUUGCUGCUGGUUCUGUGGUGCUGGGGGUCCGAUCGCCAGGCAGAACACCUCCUCUGGUCUAAGGGAGUCAUGAGCCGUUUCCUGAAUGUGUUGCGAAGCUGGCUGGUUAUAGUAUCCAUCAUAGCCAUGGGAAACACACUCCAGAGCUUCCGGGACCACACCUUUCUCUAUGAAAAGCUCUACACUGGCAAGCCAAACCUCGUAAAUGGCCUCCAAGCUCGGACCUUUGGGAUCUGGACCCUGUUGUCAUCGGUGAUUCGCUGCCUCUGUGCCAUUGACAUCCACAACAAGACCCUCUACCACAUCACACUCUGGACCUUCCUCCUCGCCCUGGGGCACUUCCUCUCUGAGUUGUUUGUAUUUGGAACUGCUGCACCCACAAUUGGUGUCCUGGCCCCACUGAUGGUGGCAAGUUUCUCCAUCCUGGGUAUGCUAGUCGGGCUCCAGUACCUAGAAGCAGAGCCAGCAUCCAGACAGAAGAAGAGGAACUGAGGCCACAUCGCCACCUCCCACCUCUCUGUCUCCCCUUCAUUCUCUGCUCUUUAAUUUCUUCUUUGGGGCUCCAUCCUCAGCCCCUUUACUCACUUUUGGCCUUUUAAGUUGUUGAGGUUUUGCUUUUUUUUUUUUUUUGGCAUUUAAAAACAUUUAAGACAUAACAUGCACACAGGGAAGUGUACGACAUAUAUGUACAAUUUAAAGAAUAAUUUUAAAGUCAACAUUCAAAUAAGCCACCCAAGUCAAGAAAUCACCUGCCCCUCAAAAGCCCCCGCUGUGUGUCCUCCCCACCUGCAGCCUCCCGUAGGCUCCUUCUUCCAGCCUUCUGCUUUUGUUCUGCUUUUUUAAUUUUUUUGCCCUUUUUAUUUCCGUUCCUCGGUUUGGGUCGUGGUGGGGAUGUGAGAACUGUGAAACCUGAAGCUGCUGCCCACCCCGCGCAGCUGUGACCAAGGGCUGCUUCAAGGGGCUGUCCACACACUGGGCUCCUCUCUGCUGCUAGACUCUCAACUCUGAACCCGCCAAGGACAGGCAGUUCUUCUUCUGUGUGAGCAGGACUGUGGCUCUUCUUUUACUACAGGUGGGUGAGGGUUGGAAGAGUCUGGGCUGUUUUUAGACCUUCUGGUCAGCUGUAUUUGUGUAAUGAAUUUUGUAAUAAAUAGUAAAACCCUC
Molecule: messenger RNA, 1482 nt
Organism: Marmota monax (woodchuck)
Lineage: Eukaryota; Metazoa; Chordata; Mammalia; Rodentia; Sciuridae
Gene: Erg28
Product: ergosterol biosynthesis 28 homolog
Exons: 5
Coding region: 388-810 (140 amino acids)
Cellular component (GO): membrane; endoplasmic reticulum
Molecular function (GO): protein-macromolecule adaptor activity
Source: RefSeq, a predicted model, not a curated record